GCCAGAGGCAAACGUCGACCUUGGCGUUCCGUAGCAUUUAUUUAUUGAACGCAGCGGUGGCGCUGUUGGCUAGACAUGGAGUUUUGUGAAGUUUUGUUGCAUUCGAAAUUCAUAAUUAGACAAACAGAGCUAACAGAAAAAAAAAAUGACACACGUUUAGAACACGUGGGCAAAUAUAUUGUACCGCUUGACACGUGGAAAUUUAUGUCUAUACAAUGCUCAGUGCCAAAGAGCUUUUAGAAUUAAGGUCUAGAAAAGCUCAUCCCAGGAACCUUCCCACCAUGUCACCAAAAGAUUUCGUCCCCACUCAUUCUGCCGAAGAAACAGCAACAAUUAACGCUAUUGUUGAAGAGAAAAUGACUUAUUUAAAAGAAGAAAGGGCAGAGAGAAGGAACCUGCUUACAAAAGCUGAUUGGCUUCCUCAAGAAAAAGUAGCUAAAAUUGAAAAGAAGCUUGGCGGUGGCUGGGAUGCUUAUGGAUUCGAUAAGAAUGGGAAGACAUAUCUCCAACCAGAGGAAGCCCUAUUUCUCAUCGAAUUGUCAAAAUUGGAGUUGUGGUAUUCUGGUACCCCAGUCAGUGUUCAGCAAGCUUAUCAAAUUCUACUGGUAGAAGAUUUGUGUUCAACUCUCAAGUACCGUGUAUAUUCUCACCUAUGCCGGCAAGGCUAUAGGCUUGUUCGUAGAGUAAAUUCUCCAUCAAUUACGACAAAGCGUUCUGGCGAUGCUUUCCAGGUUUCUAGUCCUAAAAGAGUCAGGACGGAUGAACCGUCUAACUACUCAGUCGAACAUGAAACAAGUGUUAGCACUUCCAGUGAAACCCAAAAUGACUCGAAAUCAAAGUUAUUACCUGGUUCUUCAGCAGCUGAACAAUCCGAUUAUGAUUGCAUUCCACAUUUCUUAGCCUCGGCAUCGGAAUCCAUUGUUAUUCAGUUUUCUGAUCUUGAAUACCUUCCUGAAAGCAUCCGUAACAGGGAAAGUAGCUAUGUCAUCAGCAAGAAAGAUUUCUUACAUUUUAGUGUAGAUCGCGAAGAAGUUGCGACCAGCAUAAGCUCGGCGUCUACCAACAAUCCUCUUUUUAGCGGGAAAACUAAGCCCCUUUUACUUGGGAAUUAUAUUGGAGACCCUUACUAUGCCACUGAUGGAUUGUACAAUCCAACGGAUGAGGAACUGAAUCAAAUUGAUGAUGAUGAUCUGCAGAUUUGUUACCAUGUCUAUUCACCCGGGCGGCACUUUCGUAAAUCCAAUCCUGGUCCACCAUGCUUUAUGUUAGCGAUUGCCGAAUGGAGCUCAAAUGUACCAAGCCUGUCAUGUCUUGAACGUUUCAAAAGACGUUGUGGCCCCAAUACUGUCCCGUUGGUUGCUGUUUCUGGAGCAGGAUCUGGCGUCUCUUUCUAUCAGCUAAAAGGAGUAGUCAGCCCUAUGUAACCAGUAAAGAUUUGUGUAUUUAAUUUUUGUUAUAGUUUUUUCUGUUCCCAUCUCCCCAGUGAGCUAAUCAACAACACAAAACAUGUUUUGCCCAAACCUGAAAGGACAACAAAGGCGAUAGAAAUCCCUUUAAUCUGAACACGAUAUCAUCACUUUAAUUGUUCCAGCUGCACUCGCACGAGCGGUUUCGAAGGCUUUCACAGUCUCUUCUAACGUGAAACGAUGAGUAAUUAACGGUUUAACGUUGACAAGUCCACUCGCCACGAGUUGCAACGCAGUUGGAUAACUAGGAAUUGUUAUACGAAAAGGUCGUUUAUCAUAUUUUUCGUGUAAUCUAUACAAGUCAAACUUUACCAAUUGGCGUAGCGGAAUAUUCCUCGAAUGUCAACUUCACGGACAGCUGCAUUGACGAUAGGCACUUUGAUUUCCGCUUGUCCAAGUCCUACUAAAACUACUACCCCUCCACUUCUAGUGCC
Daphnia carinata is the source of this 1900-nucleotide messenger RNA. RefSeq lists its product as uncharacterized. Gene Ontology annotation, biological process: tRNA-type intron splice site recognition and cleavage. The record is from RefSeq and is a predicted model, not a curated record. NCBI's taxonomy places the organism in Eukaryota, Metazoa, Arthropoda, Branchiopoda, Diplostraca, Daphniidae. Bases 216 to 1424 code for a protein of 402 amino acids. The transcript has 5 exons. Gene Ontology annotation, cellular component: tRNA-intron endonuclease complex.